This is a messenger RNA of Neodiprion fabricii, 7608 nucleotides long. RefSeq names its product leukocyte tyrosine kinase receptor-like (gene Alk). The transcript has 26 exons. NCBI's taxonomy places the organism in Eukaryota, Metazoa, Arthropoda, Insecta, Hymenoptera, Diprionidae. Gene Ontology annotation, cellular component: signaling receptor complex; membrane. Bases 631 to 4980 code for a protein of 1449 amino acids. The record is from RefSeq and is a predicted model, not a curated record. Gene Ontology annotation, biological process: multicellular organism development; regulation of neuron differentiation; protein phosphorylation. Gene Ontology annotation, molecular function: protein binding; transmembrane receptor protein tyrosine kinase activity; ATP binding.
GGGCGCAGUCGCGAGUCCCUAGCCGUAGUCUAGAGGGGCGGAGUCCUUGAAUUUCGCCAAUAACAGAUCGCGUUGCUGUUUAGGAAGCUCCCCAAAUAUCUUGUACGACGAAAACGCGAGACACGAGAGUAUAGCUUGGUUUAGUCCGCUCUUUCUCGCUGUUCGGUAUCUUGGGGCGUGGGCCCGGUAAUAUAUUCCACCGAGGUUGCAAAACAUCAUUUACCCGAUAAUUGCGAUCAAAGUAUUCUUUCCCAAUUUCGCGAUAAAUCACAUCACGGUUUAAUCUGAAGGUCAGUGACGUCGCGUUACGUUAUCUUUUUCACAUAGUCGAAUUUUAUCCCACAACACAUUUGUCUCUGAAGACAUUCGUGCUCAGUGCAGCUAAACGUUUCCAAUUGACCGGGAAGCGAGAUUCAAGUUUAGAUUUUAUACGUCUGUAUAACGCUUGUACGGAUGCCGUCUGAUGUUUAUUGAAUAAGUGCUCAGCUUUCAACACCGAGUGAUACUGUGCGACGUCCUUUCAUAUUAUAUCGUCGUUCAACUCUUGAGAUUGGAUAACGUUUGUGCUUUACCUACGAUCAACAUCCACUGUCGUCCACGGUGAUACAACGGGCAAAUGAACAUCAUUUUAUGGGGAUUCUUCAUGGUUUACACUCACAUUUGAAGAAUCCUUCAGCAGCUGGACUUUCAGGAGGAAUUAGAGAACUCCAGACCCUUCUCAAUGCGGCCCCACCGCCCUUUUUGGGUCACUGUGAUUUUGAGGACACCUGCGAUUGGUCGUGGAACAUGACGAAUGGAUUCCGCAAAGUUUCGGCCUCCGAAACAUCUUCGUUCGGGCUCGAAGCAGACGCUAGCAAACUGCCAAAUGGACAUUUUUUGUGGCUAAGAGGACAGGGAAAGGGCCAUAUUUGGUCUAAGUUGAUUCCAAGAACCGGAAGUAAGUGCCUUCUUGAGUUGGCGUUGCAUCAAGUACAAAUGCUCAAUGGUAUCAUAAGUCUCGUUAUAGAAACAAGUAAUCAUACAAGCGUCGUCUCUGUUGAACGAUCUGGAAAUAAUCUUGCCCAAUGGGAAAAGACUCGUUUCAACUUGGGUAUUAUUACUCAGCCAUAUCGAGUCGUAUUGGAAAUGACAACGCCAUCUCCAAAUUCCAGUAUCGCUGUUGAUAAUAUUCAGCUUUCCGAAUGCUUUCCAGAAUCACCACCACUUGGUGUAACUUGUACGGAUGAUAUGUUCCGGUGUAGUAACGGCUCAUGUUUAAAUAAAACUCGCAUCUGUGACCUGACCGCGGACUGUGCAUAUGGCGAAGACGAGAUGCUAGAAUGUGACAAAGUCCCGGAGAAUGGAAAGUGUAAUUUUGAAGACGGUUGGUGCGGAUGGAGAAAUGAUCCUUCCCUUCCUCUGAAUUGGACACGUCAUAGAGGACCAAUCCCAACUGAAAGAAUCGGGCCCAGCUAUGAUCACACUUACCGCAACACAUCUGGGAACUACGUAUAUGUAAAUAUGUCGGGAAGCUUGCAUUAUGGAGAUCGAGCGAGGCUAGAAAGCCCAGUGUAUAAUCCAACACCUCCUUACAGCAGUGAUGCAAAUAAUCCCUACUAUAAGUCCUGCCAAGUGCGAUUUUUUUACCACCAAUAUGGAAAGCAGAGUAGUGGAUUAGGGUUGUACUUGGUUCAAAUAAAGCAGCAUCAAAACGUCUCUGACAGACUUUGGUGGUUGUAUGGUGACCGAAGUGAUGUAUGGAACAAUCAGGCCAUAGCUCUCCCAGAGGUCAAGCACAGGUACUUUUUAUGGUUUGAGGCAAGCAGAGGGUACGGCUCAAAAGGCGCUGUAGCUAUAGAUGAUUUUUCACUCAGUCCCGAGUGUUUUGGUGUUGGAGUUCCGCCAGAGUAUGCUGGAGAUUUCAAUUAUUACACCUAUGUGCCACCAGACACUGAACCCGAAAAGCACAUGGAUUUUGCCAAUGAAACAAUUAUCAGAGUAACAACUUGUGGGGCACUCGGUAGAUUUGGUCCAACACCAGAACAGUGUGCUCCAGAACACCGGGGAACUGAUUUAGAAUUACUUUACCCAUCAACGAUGUCAGCUACCACCAUUGUAGCGGGUGAAAAAAUAAUGAUAUCUCACAUGAGGGGGAUUCAACGGUGGACCGUACCUCGUGGUGGAUAUUACACAAUUAUCGCAAUGGGAGCCGCGGGGGGUAAGGGUUCGGGCCAGAUGGGUAGUACUUUAGGAGCUUCGGUGAGAGCAGUUGUUGAAUUGGAGAAAGGCCAGCAGCUGUACUUCAUAAUUGGUCAAAGCGGAACAGACGCUUGCCCAAAGAAUCUCGGAGUCAAGGUUUACAGUUGUCAAAACGAUGACCUACCCACAAGUGGUCUAGGCUCUGGUUCCGUGUCGAUGGUACACCAAGUGAAGAAAAUCGAUGUGAAAGAUAGCGGUGGCGGUGGUGGAGGAGCUACCUACGUUUUUACUUUGAAACCAGAUGGAGAACAAAAACCUUUGUUGAUCGCAGCUGGUGGAGGAGGUUUAGGGCAUGGCCAAUUUCUUGACGAUGGUAUUCAGAAUGGAAAAGGUGCUGCGCCAAAAGGAAGAUUAUUCGAAUCUGGAUUAUCGAUUUCAGCAUUGGCCGGUUCUGGGGGUGGAUGGAGUGGCUCAAUAAAUAACGGAACAAGUGCAAAAACUGCAGGCACACCGUUAAUUCUUGGAGGAAUGGGCGGGGCGGCUUGUAAAAAUAAUACUGGAGGCCGUGGAGACGGAGGUUUUGGAGCUGGUGGUGGAGGUUGCCUUGGUGGUGGUGGAGGUGGUGGUUAUAUAGGUGGAAAUACGGGGCACGCAAAAUCGUCAAACGGGGAAGGUGGAUAUUCAUAUGCAGCACCAGAACUCUUACACGUCUCGUUCACUGCCGGUGUUAAUCCGACCUCAGGGAAGGCUUAUAUCGUCCCAGCAAUCAGCGGCUGUGGUUGUGAUUUUCGAUGCGUUGCAAUAGACGAACAUUUGAGUAAAACCAAAUGCAUCUGUCCACCUGGUUGGCUCCUUGGCAAUGACACUCGGUCAUGCGUUAUGGACAGAGGCCCUGAGGUCCAUCCGACAUUUAUGAUAGUACUUAUCGUUUUGAGCAUCGGCUUAUUAUUGGCCUUUUCUGGACUCUGUCUUGUACUAUAUAAUCGAUACCAGCAUCGUAAAGCAUUGCUAAGGCGGCGCCAAGUCAUGUUUGGCAAUGGGACGGAGCUGACGUCGCUUCGCAUUGUUUCCGACACUAUGAUGACAGAAUUUAACCCCAACUAUGAAUUUGCUGGAAAUCUCUACAGCUUCAAAGAUUUACCUCAAAUUCCGCGGGACAGUAUAUCUCUCGUAAAGCCUCUGGGACAAGGUGCAUUUGGCGAGGUUUUUCAAGGUGUAUAUAAAUACAACAGAAAUGAGGAACAUCCGGUCGCCGUAAAAACAUUGCCAUCGUUAUCAACGUCGCAAGCCGAAGCAGAUUUUAUGAUGGAGGCUCUUAUUAUGAGCAAAUUUAAUCAUCCAAAUAUUGUACAUUUUAUCGGCGUUUCAUUUGACAAUCACCCACGGUAUAUUGUACUAGAAUUGUUGGCUGGUGGUGAUCUGAAGAAUUUCUUACGAGAAGAGAGACCGCGGCCGGAUCGUCCCACGACGUUAACCAUGCAAGAUCUGGUUAUGUGUGCAUAUGACGUGGCAAACGGGUGUAAAUAUAUGGAGGAUGCCAGGUUCAUUCAUCGUGACAUUGCUGCGAGGAAUUGUCUUUUGACAUCCAAAGGAUCGGGUCGUAUUGUGAAAAUUGCUGAUUUUGGUAUGGCCAGAGACAUAUACAGAAGUGACUACUACAGAAAAGGCGGAAAAGCAAUGCUGCCCAUAAAGUGGAUGCCUCCAGAAAGUUUUCUCGAUGGAAUAUUCACUACGAAAACGGACGUUUGGGCUUUUGGUGUCCUUCUAUGGGAAAUUAUGUCCUUCGGUUACAUGCCGUACACAGGGUGUGCAAACCGAGAAGUUAUGUCGAUGGUAACAACCGGUGGGCGGUUAGAGAGGCCAGCUGGAUGCCCCGAUCCAAUUUAUGGCGUAAUGACUCAAUGCUGGCAUCCUCAUCCAGAGGACAGGCCCAGUUUCUCGACAAUUGUCGAAAGGAUAGGCUAUUGCCUACAGGAUCCUGAUGUUAUUGACCAUCCAAUGCCUAACUACGAUAUUCUCCCUGCUUGCGAGAGAGAAAUAACGAUAAUGCGGCCUGAUCCAGAAACAGAAUGCAUCAACGUACGUAGCAGCUUGGAUGGAUGUGGUGGAUAUAUGCAACCCAAAACAAGCUUCCGGCCAGUAUCAUAUCGCAUCGGUCCAGCGCCUGGAAUCGUUUACGCAUACUUGCAACACUGUGAUGACUGCGGAAACGAAAGCGCAAAAAUACAAGAAACGGCACUAUCGGAACCGAAAAUGCAUCAUAACAACUGUGGUCAAAAUGCAAAUAAUGAGUCCAGCAAAUAUAUCUCUGGAAAAAAGGUGCCUUGUAGACAUAAAGCGUUACCUCCGGAAGAGAGCAACGCUAACGCUGUAACAGUGAGUACAGAAUUAAAUCUGGAAAAAUCAAUCAAAUGCCAAAACAAGGUAUUAAAUGGAAACACCAACAGAGAUAAUGGGAAUUGUGAAAGUAUGACUAACACAGAUACAAAUUCGGAUUCCUUGGCUAUCCCCACGUCGAAUCCCCCAACAGAAACUUCGUUAUCUUCGCCAAAUACUCGAGUGUCAUCUCCGAAUCACGUAAUUUUAAACGCUAAUGUGAAUAACAAUAAUGGCAUCCUAAGGAAGAGCGCGCUCAAAGCUGCUCUUAGCUUGGAUCCAAGCGCUCUUUGUCGAGGGACUAUUCCCUACGAGAAAAUUGCAUUUUCACCACCACCUCCGCGUCUGAGUAAUCCAGGCAGUAUGGAAUUGAGAAAGGAUUCUGUGGGUCACGAGUUGCCGAGAGAAGAGGGGUGCUCCUGCUGAGAUUCAAUGAAUGGCGGCUGACAACGCUACUCAGACUCUAACUUAGCCGUCAAUCUUCUAAAGAGAUCAACUUCCAUGCCAGGAUUUGGAUACAUGUCUCUACUGACGGUCGAGUAAUUCUUGCUCUACCUUCGAAAAGGCUAGUUAAGCGCAUGAGACAUUUAUACAGGUAAAAUAUUACAUUUCCAUAUCUUAUUUCAUUUUGUACGCAACUGAAGUAAAGAGACAAAGUGCCAAGAAGCAGAAGCAAUUAGUGGUAGCUACGGAGAAUUAACUUUAAGGAAUAGUGUAUUGUGUAACAAAGAGGCAAACCCGGUUUUUUCGGGGCAGCGUAAGUUUGCAAUAUGAGUCGUAAAUGAGCCACUGACACAUGUGCGAGGCGUGAAGGCCGUACCUCUUUGUCGCACACGAUUCUUUCUAUAAUAAGAGUAUGUUAUGCGUUUUUUCACGAAGCACGAAAUUGAGGUUAGGGUUGCGUAAUGCUAGAUUUGUUCGUGACAGCGCAUGCGCGCAGUUCAGAAAACAACAUUUAACUCUCAAGACAACCCUUUCAUGCAUACCUAAAUUUUCCCUUACAUGCGAUUCACUCGAAAUAUUGCAUUCACGGGCUUUUGGGGUCACUGAUUACGAAUCUUGAAUUCGAAAUUCGAAAAUUCAAAAUGGCGGAUCCAAUAUAGUGGACAAAAAAAAAAAAAAGAAGAAAAAUUUCGAAAAAAUUCUGUAAUUUUUUUUGGUCUGUAUUAAGUUUGUGUACAAAUUGGCAUUUGGAUUUUCAGUGUAGAUUGGCAGAAAAUGCUUUUUUCCAUGGAAAAGUAUGAAUUUCGACAAUUUGUACACAUGUGAUAUUUUUGCAACAUAUAAAUAAAUAAAUUUCAUCUUUUUUUUUAGACUUAGAAAUAUUUUGGGGACCAUGUGGAACCAAAAAACUCGGUAGUUGUUACCAAAAAAGUAGUUUCAUAAAUAAAAAACUACAAAAAAAAGGUGGUGAAAUAAAAGGUUAAAAGUGGUCUUUUCAGUACUUCGCGCAUGCGCGUUCGCAUACUCGCUCGACCAUCAUAGAAACGGGUACUAUGUGUACGAAAAACACGCAUGGAAAAACGCGUAAAACAUGCUCGCGUUAAAAUAAAAUAUAAUGUUCGAUCGCCGUCGUUGAUAUUUAAUUAUAAUUAGUCUAGUGAAAUGGUGUAUAUAUGUAUAUAUACAAUCGUGUUUCCUCAAAAUGCAACAUUCUUAAGUCUGGCAAUUUAUAACGGAUUUUACAUACGGGGACGCUCCGCCUGAUGAACGUUAUUUUGUCCUUCAAGGAUACAAUUCAGUGCAUAGUGAAAAUUUGUUUUCAAACACACUUGAAAGAAACUGGGGAUACUUCAGUGAAAAAUGUAUACUUCAAUUUCAAGUUUUCACAGUUUUUGGUGUCUUUUAGUUGUCCUUGGAUUGAAGUACACCGAAAAAAUGCAUUUGAUACUGAAUUUGAAAAAAGUCGUUUCUUGAUCAUGUCAAGAGCAGAAAUUUUGAUCAAAUAUAGAGAUUAAAUAUACUACCUCUCAAUGAAAAUCAAAAUAAUACAGAAGAAUAUUCAGUCGAAAUUUCAUAAUUUUGUAAACUUAUUCAAAGCAUUAAGUAAAAAAUACCAAACAGAGGGUAUACCUGAAUAUAAAGAAGGUAAAAGACAUAGGCACCAGUAAGAUGUGUGAUUAUUAUGUACAAUUUCCUAUUUAAUUAUAUUCGUCAUUUUAAAUUUUCAUCCAUUUUUUUACCCAGUUGUAUAUUUUUCAUAGAAUAAUCCAUCUGUUUAGCUUUUUCCGAGAUUCACCACGUAAUAUUCGAAUUAAACGUAAUCGUUAAAUUUGAUACUCUGACAAGUGACUGUUUUUCGUAAUAAUUUGAACAAAAAUAAUUUUCCUUUUAUAUAUUCAAUUAAUCAUUUAGAAUGUCACACAAUUUUGAAUAUAUUACCGUAAUUUGAUUUUGCAAAAUAAGCAAAAUUUUUUUAACGUAUAAAAUAAUACGGAACCAUCCAUUGCAAGAUUUAUCUCAUUUCGGGGUGUAGAUCCAAAGUUAUAACCUUUUUUACCCAUUUCUAUGUGAUAUUUUUUUCAAAAUCAUGAGACUAAAAUUUUUACGGGACGCUUGCAAUAUAUAAUAACACGGUAAGAAUGUCUGAGACAAAUGAAUAAACAUUUUUACAAAAUGUCAUUCCACGUGUCGAAUCUUGAAAAAACAACUACGCGCAUUAGAGAAAUGCACGUCAUAAGAGCCAAUUAACUUUUGUUAAAGUCUGAAAAUAGAUUAUUAGAUACAGACCUUUUACCUAUUUUUUCGGCUAUGCCCUUUACAGGUAAGAUUUGAAUAUAUCUCACUUCAUUUGAAACAACUGUACUCACCAGACUUGGUCACCAGACGUUACGCUAAUUUUUUUUGGCUUCCUGAACAAAAGCUCACUUCAUUACGAUAGAAUUAUAGGGGCCUGUGCUAUUGAAUAAAACUACCUUUUAUUUUGGAAUUCUUGACGGUAAUUUUUGUUUUCGUUUCUGGACUUUGGCGAUCUGGAAAGCUUGUCUAGGUUUUUUUUUCAAAUUUUUCAAAUCAAUUGUCCUUGAAACGCGGAUCAACAAUAUUUAUAAUAUU